Molecule: messenger RNA, 1126 nt
Organism: Vigna radiata var. radiata (mung bean)
Lineage: Eukaryota; Viridiplantae; Streptophyta; Magnoliopsida; Fabales; Fabaceae
Exons: 1
Coding region: 82-396 (104 amino acids)
Source: RefSeq, a predicted model, not a curated record
AAAUCCAACCUACAAAUUGUUCUAAGAAACAUAGAUAUUCAUAAGCUUUUUCUCUUCCAUUCUCUCUCUUGGAUCGUUUCCAUGGCUGGGCUGCAACAAUACAACUUCUUCCCCACUGAUCUCUUGUACCCUCGUCCACAACCACAACAAGCUUCUCCUAAACCCACUGUUCUUCCUCUCCAGAACCCUAAUUCUCAGGAUCACACUCACCAACAACAACAACAACCUAGGACCAAUCUUACCCCUUCUUCUUCUUCUGCUCUUGUUUACACUCAAAACAACCAAUCUCUUGUUGCUGUUCACAACAACGUCUCCAAAUUCGCCUCAGACCCUCUUUCUUGGCUGCUUUGGAUGACUGAAGAAGAUCAACAACAAAAUGCCUCAGACUCUUCUUGAAUUCUUCUACAAUUCACUCAAUUCCACUCAUUGAUGUAUCGCACCAUAUCAUUCCACUCAUUGAUGUAUCUUAUUUCAGUGAGAUCAACCGAUGAAUCAUGCUGCAUCUUUUUCCACUCAGUUUAAGGAAAAGAGGAAGGAAACUGAAUAAUAAUCUUUUCAUGUCUUUGUUAGUAAACUGUAAAAUCAUCAUUGAUGGACUAAUCCCUCUUUUCUGUAAUGCUUUUAGCUUUUACCCUUUGAUCAAUUCUAUGUUCCAGAGAAUAUUUGAGUCGGUUUACACAUAUAGAAGUUUAUCAAGCUUAUGAAAAUCAAUAAAAGUUUAUCAAGCUUCUUUUAUAUAUGUCAACACUCCUUUACCGAAUUCGAGGAAUUUAUUAUAGAAUUGGAGGACUCGAUUAUAUAUGCUGCAUUACAAUUACAUGUUUGUUUUCUUAGACCAAAGGAAAAGGAAACAUGAAUCUAGAAAAUUGGCGAUGAAUGUGUCAAAGUUUGUUAGUCAACAUGCUACAUAUGUGGAAUUAAGUUUAAUAGUGUAACAGUCAAUGUUGGUUUUCUUUGGCCAUCUCUUCUGAAAAUGUGCAUCAAAUCAAAUCAUAUGUUCAAAUUCAACAUUUGCAACCUUUAGAAGAGGAAAAAAAAUAAAACAAAAAAUUAAAGAUGUGAGAACAUGCCGAAACUCACGGGGCGUACAAUAGACGCAGACGGUUACUUCCGGAACAUCAUGCGA